Molecule: messenger RNA, 957 nt
Organism: Exophiala xenobiotica
Lineage: Eukaryota; Fungi; Ascomycota; Eurotiomycetes; Chaetothyriales; Herpotrichiellaceae
Exons: 1
Coding region: 1-957 (318 amino acids)
Source: RefSeq, a predicted model, not a curated record
AUGGAUUUGCUCGCAGAACUUGAAACCAUGGCCGUCAAUGUCACAGAGGAAGAAGAGAUGAUCUCUGAUGCAGACGUGCGGAGGUGGCAAAACCUAUUCGGCCUCACUCGACUAGAGAGCUCCAAAGCCAUCGAGACAUACCAUGGAGACUACUCACGAGCGAGGAUCGCCGAUGAGCACUGGGACGCAGUCAAAUCAGAGCAGGAGGCCAAGGGCCACAACAGAGAGUCGUACGAGUAUUCUCUCACCCAGACGCGCAAAGGCACCAAGUUGUUCUCAACACCCGUUGAACGAGGAAGCUUUAUAGUCCAACUAGCCGGACCUCUCGACACCGCUGAAAGAAUCCAAGAAGCUGCCGCACUCAGCCAAGUUCCGCCACUAGCCACUGGGUCUGGAGAAGACGGAGAGGCACAAUUCUGCGAGAUCGAUGGCGCCGCAAAAUUUCGACUCCUCGCUUGGCUAGCAAAGCACCACGGCGACUUCCAUCCGACCAUCGUCCGGCUCUCGAAGGCCAAGAAGGACCUUUGCUCGCAUACUCAAGCACCAAUGCUGGCAAUGGAGCUCACCCUCCCACAACACCGACCAUACCACGCCUCUUUCGAGCCAACGCCCCUGCCGGACCAAUAUCCCGUGUGGUAUUUCUUCUACGGCACGUUGGCUGACCCCGCUGUUCUUUCUCAGCACUCAAAUCUGGACACAUCACCAUCGUACAUCCCAGCACACGUUGUCGGAGGCCGGGUACGAACUUGGGCGGGUAAAUACAGGGCAUUGACUGAUGCGCCUGGGGAGAAAGUGGAUGGAAGUGCUUUUCUCGUCGAGUCCCGGGACCAGGAGGACGCGUUGAGAUUCUACGAGACUGACAAGUAUGAAGUCGUGCGGUGCCACAUUACAAUGCAGACGGGAGUGGUGUGUGGACUUACUUUCCGCUUCAACGGCGCGGAACAUGAGUUGGAUUAG